CGCGUCACAUCUCGCGCUUUGAUACUGAUAUCUUCUCAUUGGUAAUGGCCUGCAUCUGGAUGCCGCUUACAUCUACAUAUGCAGAUCGCGAACAGGUGGGAGAAAGUGCAUCAUAGCGGCGAGAUGAACCAAUCACUUCUGAGGCAUUGUCACUGCCGUCAAACGUCGCCACCAACUUUGACGUCGCCAAUCUCCCGAUCUGCUAUCAAGCAACGGGAGUUCUAGCCUAACCCGUACAGGGCUGGCAGGUAGGCCUAGAUUGACAGAUCUCUAAGCGUCAUUGAGCAUACUACGCCUAGCUAGUGUGAUGAUGAUGCGUUCCAACAUGGGAAUUGCUGUAAUGCGGCUGGGGCGUUAUGGAGGACCGAUAUAAGAAGAUUCCUGGACGCCUCUGACAGAGGUUUAUUCACACAAGUAAUUUUUCCAUCUUUUGAUACCCAAACACAUCAGUAUUCAUCAUGCCUGGAAACACGAAUGGAACGAACGGCACUAAUGGCCAUACUCAGCAUGCUCCGACUGGGGGAAAGAAUGGUGACCAGUUCCGCAGCUACGCAGACGACCGCAACGCCUCAUCAGAGGAUGUUGUUUACACCACCGCCAACGGUGUGCCAUACCCCCACCCGUAUGAGACCCAAAGAGUAGGCGAGAAUGGCCCUCUGCUGCUCCAGGAUCACCACCUUGUCGACCUUCUAUCGCAUUUCGACCGCGAGCGUAUCCCAGAACGAGUGGUUCACGCCAAGGGCGCUGGCGCCCAUGGUACCUAUACAACCACAGAAUCACUUGAGGAUCUGUGUAUGGCAGACAUUUUCAAGCAAGGCAAAUCUUGCCCCGUCACUGUUCGGUUCUCGACUGUCGGCGGUGAGUCUGGCUCGCAUGAUUGUGCACGUGACCCAAGGGGGUUCAGUGUAAAGUUCCGUACCGACGAGGGCAACUGGGAUGUAGUCGCAAACAAUACUCCUGUUUUCUUUAUUCGGGACCCUGCCAAGUUUCCUCACUUCAUUCACACCCAAAAGCGGCACCCAUCAACCCACCUCACUCACGCUGAUGAUGCGACUAACUUCUGGGACUUUGCUUCGCAAAACCCAGAAUCCGCGCAUCAAUUCUUGAUUCUCUUCGGUGACCGAGGUAUUCCUGAUGGUUACCGCAAGAUGCAUGGAUACCACGGCCACACCCACAAACUCCAGAACAAGGAUGGGUCAACUGUUUAUUGCCAGCUCCACUUUAAAAGCAAGCAAGGCACUGGAUUCAUUACCCAAGAGGAUUCUUUCAACUAUGGUCCUGACUACUCCACCAAGGACCUUUACCAGGCGAUCGAGAAGGGCGAUUUCCCUGGUUGGGACGUUAUGUUCCAGACUAUGACACUUCAGCAGGCUGAGGAUGUUUGGGAGAAGCAGAAGAUUAACGUGUUCGAUAUGACACACGUCUGGCCCCAGGACCAGUUCCCUCUACGUAAGGUUGGAGAGUUCUUCCUCAAUGAGAACCCUCAGAACUACUUCGCAGAGGUUGAGCAAGUCGCUUUUAAUCCUGCUCAUCUGGUGCCGGGUAUCGAGCCCAGUGCGGACCCUCUUCUGCAAUCUCGUCUGUUCUCCUACCCCGAUACUCACCGCCACCGUAUCGGCGCCAACUACCAACAAUUACCAGUGAACGCUCCACGUGUUGCAUACCGCAUGGGUAACUUCCAGCGAGAUGGCAACAUGGCUUUCUACAACCAAGGCGCGCGACCUAACUACUUGUCAUCGAUCCAGCCAAUUUCCUUCAAGGAGAGGACUGUCGACCUUGACAAGCUUCACGGAAACUUUACAGGCGAAGCUAUAACCUUCCUGUCUGAGAUCCGUCCAGAGGACUUCAACGCACCGCGCAAGUUGUGGGAGAAGGUCUUCGAUGAUGGCGCUAAGGAGCGCUUCAUCAAGAACAUCUCUGGUCAUAUGGAAACUGUGACGGACAAGGAGAUUAUCAAGCGCCAGAUUGCUAUCUUCAGGGAGGUGUCUGAAGACAUUGCUUCACGCAUGGAGAAGGCGACUGGUGUUCAGGGUUACCCUGGUAUCUCCGGGCUCCGAUUCAAUGGAACCCACAACGGCAUGGCUAAGUCCAAGGACAACAAGGUCGCAAAUGGUAUGACUGGCAUCAGCGCAAAGUACGCUGAGAAGAACAAGACCAACGGUGCUCCCAAAGCUGGUACGCACAAGGAGCUCAUUGAAGGUCAGUGAGCGUAGUGCGAAGUUAAAACAAUUGCUGUACAAUUAGCGAAC
This is a messenger RNA of Alternaria alternata, 2249 nucleotides long. Its product is annotated as catalase-domain-containing protein. Gene Ontology annotation, molecular function: heme binding; catalase activity. Gene Ontology annotation, biological process: response to hydrogen peroxide; hydrogen peroxide catabolic process. The transcript has 2 exons. Gene Ontology annotation, cellular component: mitochondrion; peroxisome; cytoplasm. The record is from RefSeq and is a predicted model, not a curated record. Bases 459 to 2207 code for a protein of 582 amino acids. Lineage: Eukaryota; Fungi; Ascomycota; Dothideomycetes; Pleosporales; Pleosporaceae.